Molecule: messenger RNA, 168 nt
Organism: Amoebophrya sp. A25
Lineage: Eukaryota; Dinophyceae; Syndiniales; Amoebophryaceae
Source: the annotation of a GenBank genome assembly
AGAUAGGCCUUGCGAAUGGCAGGAGCAGAAAGCUAGGCCGGAUCUCUAUGGAACUGGCAGAGGUAGAGGCGCCCGCGGUGGUGCAUAGGGCAGCAGAGUGGAUGUGUCAAGUCGCAGGACUGAGAGGUCCAUGCGCGGCCGUCCUCAAUUUGUUCAGAGGAAAAGGAG